This is a messenger RNA of Camellia sinensis, 1002 nucleotides long. NCBI's taxonomy places the organism in Eukaryota, Viridiplantae, Streptophyta, Magnoliopsida, Ericales, Theaceae. The record is from RefSeq and is a predicted model, not a curated record.
AUGGCUAUCGUAGAAGUCUUUCUCGGUGCGUUCCUCACACUGCUCUUGGAUAAGAUGGCCUCCGGUGAGUGGUUGGAAUUUCUCCGCCACGAGGGCAUUCAUACCCAGCUCAGCAAUUGGACCAACACUCUCUCCCAAAUUCAAGCACUUCUCACUGACGCAGAGGAUAAGCAAUUGACCAAUCGAGCCGUCAACCUGUGGCUGGACGAUCUCCAGGAUUUGGCAUAUGAUUUGGAUGAUUUAGUGGACGACUUCUCCUCCGAAGCUUUGCGACGCAAGCUGAUGUCAGAGCAGCCCCAGGCUAGUUCCAGCAAGGUAUGGACCUUCAUCCCCACUUGUUGUUCCAAUUUAAGGCCAAGUUCUGUCAUGUUUAAUUUCGAAAUGAGGUCCAAGAUUGAGGAGAUCAAUACCAGAUUACGCAAUAGUUUUGAACAAGGUUCGAAACUCUAUUUGGUUAAGAUUAUUGGAACCACACCUACACCUAUGACUAAGACUUGGCAAAGACCAGAGUCUACAUCUUUAAUUGAUGAACCUCACAUUUAUGGCCGAGAACAUGAUCAGAGUAAGAUAAUUGAGCUGCUCGUAAGGGGGGAUGAAUCAAGUCAUAGCAAUGUUGCUGUAAUUCCCAUUGUGGGUAUGGGUGGGAUUGGCAAGACCACCCUCGCGCAAAUGGUAUACAACCAUGAAACCGUGCAGAAGCAUUUCGAUUUGAAAGCAUGGGCUUGUGUGUCAAAUGAGUUUGACAUUCUGAGAAUAACAAAAGCUAUUUAUGAUUCAGUGACUUCCCAAACAUGUAGUUUUAAUAACUUGGAUCAUGCUCAAGUUCAACUAAAGCAGGCUUUGGCUGGAAAGAAGUUUUUAAUUGUUUUAGACGAUGUCUGGAACAAUAAAUACAGUGACUGGAAUGUUUUGAAGAAACCUUUCAGUGAUGGAGCCCAAGACAGUAAAAUUGUGGUGACAACACGUAACAGAGACGUUGCAAGAAUGAUGGGAGCAGUUUAA